Messenger RNA from Megalobrama amblycephala (Wuchang bream), 3481 nucleotides. RefSeq names its product protein NLRC3-like. The record is from RefSeq and is a predicted model, not a curated record. Gene Ontology annotation, molecular function: protein binding. Lineage: Eukaryota; Metazoa; Chordata; Actinopteri; Cypriniformes; Xenocyprididae. The transcript is spliced from 9 exons. The coding region runs from base 184 to 2430 and encodes 748 amino acids.
GUUAGAGUUCAUCUGUCGCCAUUUUAAGCAGGUGAAAUACAAAUACGAGCGUCAAAGUGUUUAAUAGAAACGUUUAUCAAAGUUUAUGCAGGAAUUUCCGUGAAUCUUUAUGAUGUUAAAGCUGGAGGAUUUGAGAACCUGUAACUUGUGAAAGUUUGAUCAAGAUUCUCCUGCAGCUUCAUCAUGGGUGAUUCACAAGGAUCCAGAGAUGGAGAUUUUUCUCCAGGAUGCAGUUCAGUCCAGCAGAAGAGCUCAAACCCAGAGUCCAGCUGUGUGUCUCUGAAGAGUAACUGCUCUAUGGAUGACCCAGUGAAUUUUAAGAGUGGAAACACACAGCCUGAUCCCAGUUCAGUCCAGCAGAAGAGCUCAAACCCAGAGUCCAGCUGUGUGUCUCUGAAGAGUAACAGGUCUAUGCUUGAGCCAACAAAUUUUAAGAGUGGAAACAAACGGCCUGAUCUCAGCCAUGACUCUAAACCUGAGGUCUUAAACACACUGAGAUCAAAUCUGAGAAAGAAGUUUGAGUGUUUGUAUGAGGGAAUAUCAAAGCAGGGAAACCCAACACUCCUGAAUGAGAUCUACACAGAGCUCUACAUCACAGAGAGUGAAAGUGGAGAGAUCAAUAAUGAGCAUGAGGUGAGACAGAUUGAGACACAGUCCAGGAGAGCAGAAACAGAGGACACACCGAUCAAAUGCAGUCACAUCUUUAGACCUUUACCUGGACAAGACAAACCCAUCAGAACUGUGCUGACAAAGGGAGUCGCUGGCAUUGGAAAAACAGUCUCUGUGCAGAAGUUCAUCCUGGACUGGGCUGAAGGGAAAGAGAAUCAGGACGUCCAGCUCAUAUUUCCACUUCCUUUCAGAGAGCUCAACUUGAUGAAGGACAAAACACUCAGUCUUUCAGAUCUUCUUCAUGUCUUUUUCCCUGAAACAAAAGAAAUGGAAAUAUCCAGUGACAAAUAUAAAGUGUUGUUCAUCUUCGAUGGUCUGGAUGAGUGUCGUCUGUCUCUGGAUUUUCAGAGCGAUGUGAGGUUGUGUGAUGUGACUGAAUCAGCCUCAGUGGACGUGCUGCUGAUGAACCUCAUUGUGGGGAAUCUGCUUCCCUCUGCUCUCAUCUGGAUCACCUCCAGACCAGCAGCAGCUGAUCUCGUCCCCUCUGAGUGUGUCCAUCGAGUGACAGAGGUACGAGGCUUCAGUGACCCACAGAAGAAGAAAUACUUCAGGAAGAGAAUCAGGGAUCAGAGUCUGUCCGACAGGAUCAUCUCACACCUGAAGUCAUCAAGGAGCCUCUUUAUUAUGUGUCACAUCCCAGUGUUCUGCUGGAUCUCAGCCACUGUUCUGGAGAAGAUGUUGAGGAAAUCACGGAAAGGAAAGAUUCCCAAGACUCUGACUCAAAUGUACACACACUUCCUGAUCCUUCAGACCAACAUCAAACAUGAGAAGGACUAUGAGAAGAAAGUGAAAGAUGAAGACAUGAUUGUCAAACUGGGGAAACUGGCAUUUCAGCAGCUUGUGAAAGGCAACCUGAUCUUCUAUGAGGAAGACCUGAGAGAGUGUGGCAUUGAUGUGACAGAAGCAUCAGUGUACUCAGGAUUGUGCACUCAGAUCUUCAGAGAGGAGUUGGGCUUGUAUCAGGGGAAAGUCUUCUGCUUUGUUCAUCUGAGCAUUCAGGAACAUCUAGCAGCUCUAUAUGUGCAUCUCUCCUUUAUAAACAAGAACAUCAAUGUGUUUGACCAGAUUACCAAACCAACUAAAGCUUCACUAUCUGACCUCCAUCAGAGAGCUGUGGAUGAGGCUUUAGACAGUAAAAAUGGGCAUCUGGACCUUUUCCUUCGUUUCCUUCUGGGUCUGUCAGUGGAGUCUAAUCAGAGUCUCUUACAAGAACUAAAGACACAGACAGGAAACAGAUCUCACAACAAUGAGAAAACAGUUCAAUAUAUCAAAGAGAAGAUCAGUGAAAAUCCCUCUCCAGAUAAAUACAUCAAUCUGUUUCACUGUCUGAAUGAACUGGGUGAUCUUUCACUAGUGAAUGAAGCUCAACCUCAUACGAGAUAUGGAGGAUUACGUGAUGUGAAACUCUCCUCAUCUCAGUGGUCAGCUUUAGUUUUUGUGUUGUUGAGCUCAGAGGAGACAAUGAAGAAGUUUGACCUGAAAGACUUAAUUGGAGGCAAAACUGAUCAUGACGCAGUAAAUACAGGAGAUGAAGUUCUUCAGAAGAUGCUGCCUGUGGUUACAGCAACUAGAUCAGCUCUGUUGAUGGAUUGUGGUGUCACAGAUGAAGGUUGUGAUGCUCUGGCUUCAGCUCUGAGAUCAAACCCCUCACACCUGAGAUAUCUGGAUCUGUCUGAGAAUUAUCUAGGAGACUCAGGAGUGAAGCUGCUCUCUGAUCUGAAGGAUGAUCCACAUUAUAAACUGGAGAUACUAAUCACAUGACAGUCUGAUCUCCUCAUGUUCAUCUGAUGGUGAAUAAGGAUCCACUACAGAGACUCACAGUCAACAGAAUCAACAGACUGAAGAUACAGUGACUUCACUGUUAUAAAUUAAGAUUCAUUUAGAUUUCAACGAUCCUCUGACAGACCUGAUGAGGCGGCAGUGAAGCACCUUUUAUUUCAGAGCAACAAAUUACAGUUUCUCAUUCAUUGAUUAACCAUUUUAUUUGUAUAAACACAGUAUAAAUUCAAAAAGGCUGAAGUUUUGUUACAGAGAAAAUAUAGAGCCUGAAUAUAUUUGUGUUUGUUUUACCAGCAGAGGGAGACAAAGACUAAUGAAAGAUAAAUUUUUCAUAAUUAUGGAGAGAGAGAGAAAAAACAGUUCAAGCUCACUUUUGGAAUACAAACUAUAGUUUUAUUACAGUUAUAGUUGUAUUACAUUUGUAUUAAUGUAUUUAGUAUGUCUUUAUAAAAUAAUUAAUGGUGGUAGCAUUCAAUAAAGUGUUGACUCAUAGGCACAAUAUCAAUAUGUGGGAUUGUUGGAUUAAAAUAUGAUAUCCAAAAACCACUAGAUCAGUGUUAUAUAUUUUGUUGACUUGUGUACUUACAUUAUCCCAGAUGUUUCCAAGAAUGCUUAAAUCCAGAGAAAUAAGUAAUUUUAAUCAGUACACGGACCAUGUGUCGCUUAUCAAUGACAUCAUACCUGCGUUACCCUUGAUUUUGUAGAAACCAUGAACACACCAAAGACACUUUAAUAUAUCAUGUGUUUCAGUUUUCUGUCAAUGAAUACAUCCAAACAGUUGUUCCCUUGUCUGAUAUGAAAAGUUUUAUUUUUGACAGAAAACUAAUUAUUGUUAUAUAGCUCAACACGUUUAGUCUUAUUGUUUAAAUCUAUUUUACUCGAUUUUCCGCAAGUACCAUGUUUUUAAUCAUGCCUCAGAGAAAAACACUAUUUUGUCAAGUAGCUAACAUAGCUUACAGCAUAAUUAUUUUUUUCUCCAUCAUAAAAUACGCUUUAAAAUGUAUUGCCAUUUAUCAACACAAGCCAUCCAGCA